Molecule: messenger RNA, 983 nt
Organism: Frankliniella occidentalis (western flower thrips)
Lineage: Eukaryota; Metazoa; Arthropoda; Insecta; Thysanoptera; Thripidae
Product: protein takeout-like
Exons: 6
Coding region: 133-906 (257 amino acids)
Source: RefSeq, a predicted model, not a curated record
CAGCCGCCGCGCGAGAGUGGCGACAGCCGCGACAGCUCGGCAUAUAUGCCCCCCGCGGGUCUCGGGGGCGCACCACACUGGCCACCGCGGUGCCGCCUGGACAGAGCCGCGUGAACCGACUAUACGGGCGACAUGGGACUGCCGCUGAGGACGACGCUGGCGCUGCUGCUGGUGUGCGCCGGGGCGGCCUCCGGAGCAGCCCCGCUCUUCCGGUGCCCGCGGGGACCGACGUUCAACGCGUGCUUCUCGCGGUCUCUGCUACGCGUCGUGCGAGCCAUGGGUUACGGCGACGCCGCCGCCGGGAUCCCCAAGCUGGACCCGCUGCUGGUGCCGGUGAUGCCCGUGAGCAGGCACGACGGCGCCGCGCUCAACAUGAACCUCACCUUCUACAACAUGCGCAUCAGCGACAUCACCCACAACGUCGUCAUGCACUCGCUCAAGUUCGACGUCGACAACCUCGAGAUGGACAUCCGGUUCUCCAGGCCGCAGGUCAACUUCCGCGGGACCUACAAGACGGACGGCAAGAUCCUGUGGCUGCCGGUGUGGGGCUCCGGGCCCUUCCAGAUGCACAUGGGGACGGUCUUCGAGAGGUACCGCAUCAAGGGCGAGCGCAGGGUGGGCCCCGACGGCCAGGCCUACAUGCACAUCGUGGACUACGCGUCCACGCUGGAGCCCCGUCAGAUGAGCCUGGACUUCCAGAACCUCUUCAACGGCAAUUGGCUGCUCGGCAAGGGUGCCAACUCGCUGAUCAACAGCCGGUGGGAGACGAUCUACGGCGAGAUCGCCCCCCUCAGCGACAGGCACUUCAGCAACAUUAUGCGACCGCACUGGGAGGACGUCUUCAGUCGCGAGCCCCUCGACAUCAUGUUCCCUAGGCCGACGCGGUACUUCUAUUUCUUCGACUGAUGUUACUUACUUCACAACCAGCCGUUUUUAUCUUGUAAAUUAUUUGUUUGUUCAAUAAAGUGUUGUCCUGUUUUCUA